Messenger RNA from Rangifer tarandus platyrhynchus (Svalbard reindeer), 1212 nucleotides. Lineage: Eukaryota; Metazoa; Chordata; Mammalia; Artiodactyla; Cervidae. The record is from the annotation of a GenBank genome assembly.
AUGGUGAAGACAUGUACUUCUUCACCUAGCAAGAUGUCUAAUGUGAAGAAAGAUGAACAGCUGCGUCCGGGCUGGGUGCUCUCCGAGCGCGGGGAGGCGGGCUGCGAUCGUCGCGGUCGGCGGGGCGCAGCAGCUGGGGACCCCGAGCCGGCGAACCCGCGCGCGAUCUCCGCGGGGACUGCCGGCGCUUUGGGCCUUGAAUGGAAAUGGGGACGGGGCCUCCGGACCCUCUACCUUGGAUUACUUGGUGCAUCUCGGCUGGGCUUGAUGACCCGUAACCUCGUCUCCAUCCGUGGAUUGGUGCGUUCUACCCAACAGUCGGGUCGCUUCCCGGGAGAGGCCGUUUUAGCCAUCGUCUGCCUCCAGGCGGAGCGGAUUCACGGUGGUCAUUGCCUAUCCUGGCUCAUCGCCCUUCCAACGCCGCCUAACCGCCUGCCGCCCCGCGGGACAGGGCCCCGGCCCGGGGAGAGGUCCGCGUCCUCGGGGUCCCCGCCCGACACCCUGGCACUUACUACCUUCUCAGCACGUCGCGCUGCGGGCCCGUUACCUCGGCCUGAGGCUGAAUUCCUGAUGCAAGAAGCCCGGAUGGACUGUGUGCCCGGCAGACCUGUUGCCCAUCAGAUCUGCCCUUCCCUCGGGCCCCUUCCCUCUGGCCCUUCUCCUUUUGGAGAGCAGACCUUUCUCACGUGGAGUAAGAUGCCAAAGGAGAAGGUGGGUCUGGUCCCUGAUGGCAAGAGCAGCACCGAGCAUCCCUGGGGCAGCCGGUUCCAGGGCGGACCCCGGUUGUACUCGCUGGGACAGCUGGUGUCCGUCUGCGGGCUCCUGCCUCGGGCCCGGGAGCGACAGCUUGGCGGGCUCAGGCUGGGCUCCAGACCCUCCCGGGGCCGCUGGAGGCGCGGAGCCCUGGACCGCUUCCCGGAGCGCUGCGCGGCUGUUCUACGAGCGGCCGCGCGAUGGAGCUGUGGAUCCGCCGGCGGCCGCGGCCUCCCGCCGCCCUGCCUGGGGAACCGGCGCCCGGCCGGUCUGCGGCCCGGGGCGGGGGCUCAGCGCAGCUCCCUCCGCGGCGGCCAGCUUCCCGGGCGCACAAAGCCGCCGCUCGGGGCCCAGGGCCUCCCCACGGACAGCCCCCGGCGGAAGAGGCUUGCGUCUUGGGCAUUGUUUUCCCCCUCCUUGGCUUGGUCUUACAGAGCACCCUUGCUGCUCCUGACUUGA